AUGUUUCACAAUACUUUCCAAAGUGGACUCCUUUCUGUUCUCUACAGUAUCGGAAGCAAACCAUUACAAAUAUGGGAUACUCAGAUAAAAAAUGGUCAUGUGAAACGAAUAACCGACGAAGAGAUUCAAUCUCUGGUUCUCGAAAUCAUGGGAAACAACAUCAGCACCGCAUUCAUCAGUUGUCCAGUCGAUCCAGAGAAGACACUUGGAAUCAAAUUGCCAUUCUUCGUGAUGGUUGUCAAAAACAUGAACAAGUACUUUUCAUUCGAAGUUCAAAUUAUCGAUGACAAGAAAAUCAAGCGACGGUUCCGUGCGUCGAACUAUCAGUCCGCAACAAGAGUGAAGCCGUUCAUCUGCACAAUGCCAAUGAGAAUGGACGAAGGAUGGAAUCAGAUUCAGUUCAAUUUGAGCGACUUCGUUAAACGCGCAUACGGAACAAACUACGUCGAGACUCUCAGAAUUCAGAUUCAUGCAAACUGCCGCAUCCGUCGAGUCUACUUCGCCGAUCGAUUGUACACCGAAGAUGAAUUACCGGCAGAAUUCAAAUUGUAUCUCCCGAUUCGUGGACAACUUUCCACUCAAUCACCUGCAUUCGCAAUGACAUCUGAAUAA
Caenorhabditis briggsae is the source of this 612-nucleotide messenger RNA. The transcript has 4 exons. Bases 1 to 612 code for a protein of 203 amino acids. Gene Ontology annotation, cellular component: motile cilium; ciliary basal body. Gene Ontology annotation, biological process: positive regulation of cell motility; regulation of cilium beat frequency involved in ciliary motility; cilium assembly. The record is from RefSeq and is a predicted model, not a curated record. NCBI's taxonomy places the organism in Eukaryota, Metazoa, Nematoda, Chromadorea, Rhabditida, Rhabditidae.